UUGCAAAAAUAAAUCAUUUCAAGCCUGUCUAUUUUUUAAAGAUCGUGUCAUACAGUUGAUUUAUUAAAAAUCAAAAUUCAGAGGCCAAAUUCAUUUAACCCAAUAGAGGUGGAUAUAUUAUAAAGUUUGGUUAUGAAACAGGCAACAUGAACUGUUUUAAAUGGACAAUUUUGAUUUUUGGGGUAAUAUGUCUGCAAUACACCUGGGCCCUAUCAAUACAGCGAUCGCUGAAUAAAGAUCACCUUAAAAAAGAACAAAUGCAGCAGAUAGAAGACAUUUUCCCUGCUUUAAUUGAAAAUGAAGAAGAGUGGGGACCUUUCGAGAUGGGAAAAGGACAAGGAGUAGGUUUUGGACACACGCCAAUUUCAUUAGAUGUAGAGGAAACAGGCUUAGACCGGAAACUGCUCGGACUUCCGGGAUGGGAGUACCUCACCGUUGGUAUGGUGGUAGUAGUUGCUGCCGUUAUUGGAGGAAGUGUAGCGAUCGUCUGCAAAAAGUGCGGCGGUUUGUUUGGAAGACGUUCGGAAAAAGGCUCAGCAGUUAACUUGGAUGAAGUUUAAACUAUUUUUCGAAAUAUGGUCAAAUUGUUCACAAUGUCGCUAGUUGUGGAGAUACAUUUAAAAGUAAAAAAAGAAUUAUACAAUAAACCUUUCAUGAAAUCUGA
This is a messenger RNA of Magallana angulata, 664 nucleotides long. RefSeq lists its product as uncharacterized. NCBI's taxonomy places the organism in Eukaryota, Metazoa, Mollusca, Bivalvia, Ostreida, Ostreidae. The coding region runs from base 147 to 560 and encodes 137 amino acids. The transcript has 3 exons. The record is from RefSeq and is a predicted model, not a curated record.